AAACAAUAUUGCCAUUUCGAUUGCGUUUCCAUGCUGCGUAUCAAUCUCUGUAUUUUUUAGUUCUUUUUCCGUUUCACGUUUACAAAUUGUUAGCAGGUUAUUACUGCGGAAAAAUUUGCUUAACUAGUUAUCAUUUAUGUAAUUUUAACAGAGGUAACUGGAAAAUGGCUAAAGAAGAAGAAGAUGACAAACUUCCAGAUAAGGACGUCGCUAAAGAAUUCUAUGCCAAGUACGAACCUAAGGAAAUUUUAGGCAAGGGCAUCAGUUGUACUGUAAGAAGAUGCAUUGAAAAAGAAACAGGUAAAGAGUUUGCAGCAAAAAUAAUCGACCUCAGCACCGACCCUGAUUCAGGUGAACAAGCCGUCAGACAAGAAAUAUUUAUUUUACGACAUGUUGCGGGGCACCCUUACAUAAUUGAAUUGCAGGACGUUUUUGAAUCAAACACAUUUAUAUUCCUGGUAUUUGAACUGUGCAAAAAUGGGGAGUUGUUUGAUUAUCUCACAACAGUUGUGAACUUAUCGGAGAAGAAAACUCGCUACAUAAUGAGACAAGUUUUUGAGGGUGUCGAAUAUAUUCAUAGUAGAGGAAUUGUUCACAGAGACUUGAAACCUGAAAACAUAUUGCUAGAUGACAAUUUGAAUGUUAAGAUAACGGAUUUUGGCUUUGCAAGAAAACUCGAUCCAGGUGAAGUUUUAUAUGAUUUAUGUGGAACCCCUGGUUAUUUGGCACCAGAAACAUUACGUUGCAGUAUGAUGGAAGAUGCACCCGGUUAUUCAUUCCAAGUUGAUAUAUGGGCCUGUGGUGUAAUCAUGUAUACCCUAUUGGUAGGAUGUCCACCCUUUUGGCAUCGUAAACAAAUGAUCAUGUUGAGAAAUAUAAUGGAAGGAAAGUAUUCAUUUUCAUCUCCUGAAUGGGCUGAUAUUUCUGAAGCGCCAAAAGACUUAAUUAGAAAACUACUAGUUGUAGACCCCAAUCACAGGAUUACUAUUAAAGAAGCACUUGCUCAUCCAUUUUUCCAGACCGUGCAAAUGUGGGAUCAAGACAUAGCACCACUGAAGCAUUCUUUAAGGCGCGAUAGUCACCGUUUUAGUCGUAUUGCACAUCUAGCACUGGUGUUACAACGGGCCUCUUUUCAUCCUCGUCGCAAAUUCAAAUGGGCAAUUUUGGUGGUGCAAGCGAUGAUAAGAAUUCAAAGAUUACGUUUUACUCCUGAACCGUUAAGCUUACACGUAGCAAGAGAAGAUCCGUAUCGCAUCAAGUUGUUGAGAAAAGUUAUCGACGCAUGUGCAUUCAGAGUUUAUGGUCACUGGGUUAAAAAGGGCGAAGGUCAGAAUCGAGCAGCCCUUUUCGAAAACAUGCCCAAAACCGACCUCAAACAUUUAUACCUUGAGCAGUUGCAAAGCAGAUAAAAGGACUGUUUGUUUAUUAGAAAAAUGCACCGUAGUAGAGGAAAGUAUCGAAAUGUACAAAUGUGAUUGCUGAAUUUAUACAUGUCACACAUGUAUUUAGUUAUUUUGGAUGGAUAUUAAGAGAACUGAUAGAUGGACGGUUUUACGAUAACUUCUGUUUUUUCUUGUUUAAUAAACUGAUUCAUAGUUU
Messenger RNA from Agrilus planipennis (emerald ash borer), 1599 nucleotides. It is a transcript of the gene PhKgamma, whose product is annotated as phosphorylase b kinase gamma catalytic chain, skeletal muscle/heart isoform-like. The transcript has 9 exons. Gene Ontology annotation, biological process: protein phosphorylation; glycogen biosynthetic process. Gene Ontology annotation, molecular function: ATP binding; phosphorylase kinase activity; calmodulin binding. Bases 165 to 1409 code for a protein of 414 amino acids. Lineage: Eukaryota; Metazoa; Arthropoda; Insecta; Coleoptera; Buprestidae. The record is from RefSeq and is a predicted model, not a curated record. Gene Ontology annotation, cellular component: phosphorylase kinase complex.